This is a messenger RNA of Vigna angularis (adzuki bean), 956 nucleotides long. RefSeq names its product CASP-like protein 1E1. NCBI's taxonomy places the organism in Eukaryota, Viridiplantae, Streptophyta, Magnoliopsida, Fabales, Fabaceae. The record is from RefSeq and is a predicted model, not a curated record. The transcript has 2 exons. The coding region runs from base 7 to 738 and encodes 243 amino acids.
CUUUCAAUGCAUCUCCAACCUCCCCACCUUUCUCAUUCAUACAUCGUCUCCUUAUUAAUAUUAUAUCUCAUAACAUUCCUACAACACAAAUCUUCUUCCUUUAAAUUACACAUUCUUACACCAUUUUGCUUUUUCACAGCACCACCAGAUCCAGCUAUGAGCAGCCACACCAAGACCAACCUCGAUGGAGUGCACUCUGAUGUCAAGGUGGUCGAAAGGCCAACCAAAGAAAGAUCCCACGAUCUGUUCCUGCGCUUUCUUGGCCUCUCACUCACUCUUGUUGCAACCAUCCUUGUUGGUGUAGACAAUCAGACCAAAGUCAUCUCCUACGCUGAAAUGAAAUUCAGAGCCACUGCUAAGUGGGAAUAUAUAUCUGCUAUGGUGUUUUUUGUGGUGUCAAACGCAAUAGCAUGCUCAUAUGCAGCUGCAUCAUUGGUGAUAACAGUGAUGGCAAGAAGCAGUGGAACAAAAAAAAGCGAUUUGACAGAUUUGGUGAUAACAGCUUUAGACCUUGUGUUGAUGGCACUUUUGUUCUCAGCCAAUGGUGCAGCUUGUGCAGUGGGAAUCAUAGCGCAGAAGGGUAACAAGCACUUGCAAUGGAUGAAAGUGUGCGAUGUCUUUGAUGCUUAUUGUCGCCACAUGACAGCUGCAUUGGUCCUCUCCAUUAUUGGGUCCACCGUGUUUCUCUUACUGGUGCUGCAUUCUGUUCUCAAACUCCAUUACAGAUCAAGAAGCUAGACAUUAUUCACCUUUUAUAUAUAUAUAUUUGUAGUGUCAAUUUGUUAGCCAAGGAUUUUCUUGAGUGAAUCUGUUUUUGGCUUAGAGCUUGAACUUCAAAAUAUAGGUGCAAUAUUUAAUUUAUGAUGGGUCUGGUAGUAGUUAAAUUGAAUUUGGUUCGUGUGUUUGUAGUGAAUACAUUUUAGCAGAUGGUAGGUCGAUUUAUUUAAGAGCAGUAA